UGUUAAAGAGCAAGGGGAGAAAAAAGCAAAUGUAUAUCUUUACUAUCUUUCUUAUGAGCAUGUUGAUUUCUGGGUUAUAAAUCACCUACUCCUGAGGCUUGAAUUUUACCUUCCUUUUGUUCUAUGUGGAUAUUUCAUCAUAUUUAUGUGGAUAUUUCAUUUUAUAGGCAUAUACAGACAAGUGCCAUUUUGAUGACAUAACUGGAUGAAAUAUUAAGCAGUGUCUGUAUGGUUGGUGGUUGGAACUUGAUGAUCGGGGUCCUUUCCAACCCAAGCCAUUCAAUGAUUCUGUGGUACAAAUCUUUUAGAUUGGAUGACUUGUACAAUUGUUUGGCUAAGAUUUUAGCAUUUUUUAAUGAGAAGUUGCUGGAAAUAUUUUAAAAGCAAGUUGGGAAGGAGUGGUUGCCUUGAUCCUUACAAUGGUAAAUGAAUAGAUGAAGUUGGCCUCUCAGGGUAUUUUCUAGCCCUGCAAAUCUCUUGCAAGAUAUAAUAAAAUAAUGCACAUUCUUAACUUAUUUAACUGAGAGCAGGAGUCAUCCCAAUUGUGCUGCAGAUCUGCAUGCUAAUCCAUAUGCAGAUCAGUCAGUAGUUGGAGAGCAAGAAGAACAUUAUUGGUUGUGUUAAAAUCUGACUUGCUCUGAAUGCGGCUAGAGAACUAAUGCUAUAAAUACUUAAUGUCUUAAUUCAGUUUUGGUCUUUAGCAAUCAUCUCUCCUCCCUCUGAAGCACAGCAACAGAAAUUAAGUUUAAUAAUUAACAUUUUAGAAUUUAUCUGAAGGUCUGCUUUUCAUCUAAAAUAAUAGUUACAGCUUUGCCAGUGUGAUUUCUCAUUAAAUUCUUUUCAAACUUUUUUUUUUUGGUAGCAAAAAAAUAUUGUAGUAGUUAGGAAAUUGAAGUCAGACUUAGAUCUUUGUAAAUUGCCCUUGAUUUAUCAGAAACUAGCUCAAUUACAAGGCAACAGAAAGAGACAUUUUAUCCAAAUCACAGUUGUACAAGCAGAAGUAAGGCUCCAAUAUACUGGAGAAAAGUCAGUUUUCCACAGUAAAAAAUGUUCACAAAAUAAAGGUUGAAUUUUCUUGAUGCCAAAAAAAACCAACCACCAUCAAAACCCGAAACACCCUAUUUCUCACGGAGAGUAACGGAUAAGGUAAGGAGAUCAUGAAACUGUAAAGGUUUCAUAGCAACCCAGUUAAGAAUUUUAUUUUCUUUGUUCUCACUUUUUUUUUUUUGUUGUCAGCAUUAGCUGUAAGUGCUGUCAACUUCCAUAGGAGUCUAAUUGAAAAAAAGAUGAAAGGAUCAAAGAAUUGUUUUAUUUAGAAUUUUUAUCCACUUGAGACUAAAGGAAGGUUGCAUUGUUGCUAUAGGUGACACUUGGAUCAGGAAGAUGAGCAGAAGACACACAGCACAGCUGCUUUUGGAGAGGAUGGCAAAAGUUGAAUCUGACUUAUUAAGAAUAGAAUAGCUUCAGUUGGCUGGGAACUACAAAGAUAAAGUCCAAGUAUCAAUAUGGGUGCCUAGCAGGAACUUGGUGCUGCCAAUUCUGUUUUAAUCCCAGGUACUUACAGGCAGAAUUGAGUAGGAGUGAAUGACUGGACUCAUCUGGUGUCACUGGGAUAUUCCUUUAUUUUCUUCAUGUAGUGCGUGGCUCAUGCUUUGUUCUAGUUGGCUUGUUUGCUGCCGAGGAGCAUUUGGGAAUGCUCUGUGAGGGUCCCCAUCUCUCAACACAAGGCUUUAAACCCCACACUCCUGUACAUUCAUGACUGAUCUUGAUAAAAAAAGCAGGAGUUUGUCCCAAACGUUCUCCCCAUGUGCUGUAGCUAGCUUCUUCCAAGGCUGCAUGAAAGUGUGCUGUGUUUGUGAAUAUUGCUUCUCUUCUCAGAGAAAUGUGAUGAUCAGCAUCUUUUGCUGUCAUGUUAGAGGUAGCAAACCACCUAAAUCUCUCAGAAUUGCCUAGUCCCUUUGUGGGAAAACAGAGUAUUGCUUCAGAUUAGCAGAGGUUUUUCUGUUCAUAAAAUAAAUAAAAGAAAAAGUAAAGCAAUUCACGGACAAAUCCCUGGUAUUCUGAGAUAUUUUUGAUGAAUAUGUGAAUCAGAUAUUUAUUGAUUGUUCUAAAUAUUGUAAGUAUGACACCUUGGAGAAUUCUUCCUAGGAAGAAUAAUUAUUCAAGACAUUAAAAAUUUAUGUGUUCUGACCUUCUAGACUGGUUGCCAGGUAUGAUUCAAGUAGAUGUAAUUUCUAUGCCAACUCCUUACCUGAGCUCAAUUCAAUUGCAUGCAUGCUUCAAAGAACAGAUUUUUGGCAAUUAGAUGUGGACUGAUUUUAUUCCAGGGCCUUGAGCCUGAGAACUGCUCAAAAAGACAUUUAUCUGUAUAGUUUUCAAGGACGUGGCUGAAAUAAAACGUUGUUCUGCUUAAUUCAUCUUUCUCAAUGGACUUUUACACUGAAAUUUCAAAAAAAAAAAAAGCUGCUAAUGUUCAAUUGCAUAAGCACUCUCCUAGUCUAUCAAUAAAUUUUAGGGGACUUUUUCCCCUUUUCUUUCUUUUAUACCUUCCAUGAGCAUUUCUUUGCUGCAAGUUGUGAUUAAAAGCUCAGAAACAGAAAUGGGCCCAGCUGCCCGUGGCCUCUUUCUCAUAUGGUUGUGAGCUUUAUCCACGAUUCCUUUGCUGGAGGCCAUCACCUCCCGAGUGGUAAGUGUCUGCAGUAAGCAUCUUCAACGCAACGAGCAGAUGUGUGUAAUAACCACCUAAUGUUUUGCUAGGUUUUGCAAUGGAACAGGUAUGGUUACUGCUCCUGCUGACGAUUAAAGUGCUUUCGGUGACUGCUCAGUUCAACGGCUACAACUGUGAUGCUAACCUCCAUAGCAGGUUUCCUGCUGAACGAGAUAUCAAUGUUUUCUGUGGAGUACAGACGAUUACUAUGAAGAUAAAUUUUUGCACAGUUCUUUUCUCUGGUUAUUCUGAAACAGAUCUGGCACUGAAUGGGAAGCAUGGGGAUGCUCACUGCAGGGGGUUUAUCAAUAACAACACCUUUCCAGCAGUGGUCAUUUUUAUCAUCAAUCUGAGUACUUUGGAAUCCUGUGGAAACACUUUAGUGGUGUCCUCAGCUCGAGGUGUCAAUGCUUAUGGGAAUAUCUCAGUGGUACAGAUAGGUAAUGUUUCGGGCUAUAUAGAUACACCAGACCCACCAACUAUUAUCAGCUAUUUACCUGGGCUUCUGUACAAAUUUAGCUGUAGCUAUCCUCUGGAGUACCUGGUUAACAAUACCCAGCUUGCUUCGUCAUCAGCUGCUAUUUCUGUAAGGGAGAACAAUGGUACAUUUAUCAGCACUUUGAAUUUGUUGCUUUACAAUGACUCAACCUACAGCCAGCAGCUCCUCAUCCCAAGUGCAGGUUUACCUUUGAAAACUAAAAUAUAUGCAGCUGUGAGAGCAACCAACCUUGAUGGCAGGUGGAAUGUUUUGAUGGACUACUGUUACACUACACCAUCUGGUAAUCCAAGUGAUGAUCUUCGAUAUGAUCUUUUCUUCAGCUGUGACAAGGACCCUCAGACAACUAUCAUUGAAAAUGGCAAGAGUCAAAUGGGACGGUUUUCAUUCGAGGUAUUCCGCUUUGUGAAGCACAAGAACCAGAAGAUGUCUACGGUCUUCCUCCACUGCGUGACAAAGCUGUGCAGAGCAGAUGACUGUCCCUUUCUUGUGCCAAUUUGCAGUCACAGAGAAAGAAGAGAUGCUGGUAGCAGAACAACUUGGAGGCCUCAGAGCACCUCUGGCAACGCUGUGAUCACUGCUGGCCCCAUCAUUACAAGGAGUGAUGAGACACCAACCAACAACUCGCAGCUUGCUCAACAUGGACCUCCUUUCCAGCUGAAUUCAGUCACCAGUGCACUGAUUUCAGGUGUGGUUAUCCUCGGAAUCACAAGUGUUUUCUUUUUUGUGUGUUCCCUAACUCUUCUGCACAGAAAUUGGCCCAACAACUCGGUCUUGAGUGGCAUCCGAAACCCAGUUUUUAACUGAAAGUGAUUUACUUGCACUUUUUGUUUGAGGUUGCCUUUCUUGUUCAUGAAAUACGCUUCCACUAAAAAAAA
Meleagris gallopavo (turkey) is the source of this 4081-nucleotide messenger RNA. The record is from RefSeq and is a predicted model, not a curated record. Lineage: Eukaryota; Metazoa; Chordata; Aves; Galliformes; Phasianidae.